Messenger RNA from Blepharisma stoltei, 1246 nucleotides. The record is from the annotation of a GenBank genome assembly. Lineage: Eukaryota; Ciliophora; Heterotrichea; Heterotrichida; Blepharismidae.
AUGGAUAUGGAAAAUUCAGCAAUACUAAAUGAUAAAUACUCAUCAGAAAUUCCAAAAAAAAGCAUAAAAGAACUUGAAGCAAUAAGAAAUGCAAAUGAACAAAACGAAAAUUAUAUAGAGGCUUGAAAAACACAUAAAGCUAUAUUAGAGCGAAUAAAAGAAGAAAAUAGAAAGCAUGAGGAAACGUUAAUAGAGCAACAAGAAAUAAAUCAUUAUGAAAUGAUAGUUGAUUUUAAAUCAGAAUACGCUUUAUUUAGAGAUCGUUGAAAUGAAUUAAUUUCAGAGAAUUAUAAAAAAUUCAAAGACGCAAGAGAUAAAGCCAAAUCAGAUUUCGAAAAAGAGCUCCAAUCAGCCAAAGAGCAACUAGAAAAAUCUAUACAAAUUAUGCCCAUUUUUUCUGCGGAAUUAACAACUUUAAAAAAUAUUCAAAAUGAAAUGGCCAGAAAUAAAGAAUAUGAAAUGGCAGAUAUCAUAAAACUGUAUUUAAUUGAGUUUGAAAAUGAAGAGAAAAGAAACUGAAAAAUGAUCAGGGAAGAAGAAAUUAAAAUUAAAUUAGAUGAGAUGAAAGCUAAACAUAAAAUUGGCAUGAAAAAUAUCGAUUUUUUAGAAAAGACUGAAAUGGAAAAAUUAAAGAGUCAAAGAUAUAAAGAAAGGAUAGAUUUAAUAAAUAAAUACCAUUAAAAUUAGCAUUACUUAGAGUAUUUAGCGUGCUUCUUUGAUUCUGCAGGGUGAUUUAGUAAUUUCACAAUGGCUCACCCCAGUAGACACAAAUUUGUGGCAUCACAGGGCAUUUCCGUCAUCACCAUUUUUAUCGGUUUGUCGGACUAUCCUAAGCAAGUGACAGCCAGUUAGCUGCCAGAUCUCACAGGCUGCGUUGCCUUGCUCAAAACUUGACUCCUGCGCGUUGUGCCGCCUGUGGGUCUCCUUCCUCGGGAGUGUCAAGCAGUAAAACCCAGUGCGCGCCAAACAUCCAAGGAUCAGGCCAGGAGGCUGUGAGCCCCUCCAGUUGCUUACCUUAUAUAGCUGGAUAAGGUCUCACUGGGAAAACUGAACCCUAUAAACCUCGGAGAGGAAUUAUCUUGACGACUCCAUUUUAUUAUUUAAAAGUAAAUAUCAAAAAGCCAAAGGAAUUUAUGAAAAUGCACACAGAUUAAUAGCUUUAGAAAGCUUUAACAAAAAUCAAUGCACUCUUGCUCUUGGUUAUAUAGCAGCAAUAUUUUUAAUUAUUUUUAUCUUGAAUCUUUAA